Messenger RNA from Grus americana (Whooping crane), 2232 nucleotides. It is a transcript of the gene PRDX3, whose product is annotated as peroxiredoxin 3. Gene Ontology annotation, biological process: response to oxidative stress; cellular response to stress; hydrogen peroxide catabolic process. The transcript is spliced from 8 exons. Lineage: Eukaryota; Metazoa; Chordata; Aves; Gruiformes; Gruidae. The record is from RefSeq and is a predicted model, not a curated record. Gene Ontology annotation, cellular component: cytosol; mitochondrion. The coding region runs from base 717 to 1433 and encodes 238 amino acids. Gene Ontology annotation, molecular function: thioredoxin peroxidase activity.
GCUCGGCUGACUGUUAAAGUAGCUCCUUUAGCUUGAGUUGUGGGGACCUGGACUUCAACAGCAGACAACAGAAGUGCCCGGCUUCAGGGAAACAGGUUUGCCCGGACCAGUGUGCUUCCCCAGUGACGGUCCGCGCAGCCAACAGGACUGGGACAAACCUCCAGGGCAGACAGAGACCACAGGCACGCAUUCGGCUUAAUGCAGCACUGCCCGUUAGCGGCAAGACGUGUGGGAAAUCAGGCAAUGACUUUGGUUUGCAUCAGCUCACAGCCGAGAGGAGCUAAGCAGGCAGACGGCUAUCGCGCCGUAAUUGUUUAAUUAUGAUUAAACAACUAUAAUCUGAGCGAGUUGAAUAAAGUCAGAGCCAAUUGCAUUUGAAAAGUUUGUAUCUGGAAGGUGUCUGAGCACAAACCACGCUGUUUGCUCCGUUUCAGUCUGUAACAGUAUAGACCAAGCUAGGUCUCACAGUCAGCCCCGCCAGCGGGAGCCCACAGCAAACACCGACCCCCGCCUCAACACGGCCGCCGCACUACGUGCGAGGACGGGGACGGACGACCCGCAGCUCCCACAGCCUCAGUCCAGGGAGAGCGCCUCUCAUCGCCCCCUCCCGAGUGCCGGCGGUGGACGGACCGCACGGCGGGCCCGGAGCCGCCCCUCCCCUCCCCGCCCCGUCCCUCCCGCAGGGCCCCGCUCCGCCCGCCGCCGCCGCGCUCAACAUGGCUGCUGCGCUGGGAAGGCUCCUGCGGACCGCGGUGCCCGCUGCUGCCGCCGCCGUCGGGAGGAGGCUGACGGCACAGCCCCUGCCCUGCGCCCGGCGCCAGUUCAGCCUCGGCUCCUCGCGGUUUGCUCCAGCGGUUACACAACACGCCCCGUUCUUUAAAGGAACGGCUGUUGUCAACGGGGAGUUCAAGGAGCUGAGCCUGGAUGAUUUCAAGGGAAAAUACCUGGUUCUCUUCUUCUACCCCCUGGACUUCACCUUUGUCUGCCCCACAGAAAUUGUGGCUUUCAGCAACAAAGCGAAUGAAUUUCGUGAUGUGAACUGUGAGGUGGUGGCAGUUUCUGUGGAUUCUCAUUUUUGUCAUCUGGCCUGGAUAAAUACACCACGAAAGAGCGGCGGUUUGGGCAAAAUGAAUAUUCCAGUUCUGUCAGACCUCACAAAACAAAUCUCCCGGGAUUAUGGUGUGCUGCUAGAAGGACCUGGCAUAGCGCUAAGAGGUCUCUUCAUCAUUGAUCCAAAUGGGAUCAUCAAGCAUCUAAGUAUCAAUGAUCUCCCCGUCGGUCGUAGUGUGGAAGAGACCCUCCGCUUGGUGAAAGCAUUCCAGUACGUGGAAACACACGGAGAGGUUUGCCCGGCAAACUGGACUCCAGACUCCCCUACAAUCAAACCAAGCCCAGAAGCCUCUAAAGAAUAUUUUGAGAAAGUGCAUUCAUAAACACUCAAAUACGUGGACAAAACUCUUAGUUACCGUACACUGAAGACAUUAAGAAUGCAGCUGUGAUUAUAAAAAAAAUAAAUAAAUCAAAGUUCUCAUUUUCUCAUGCUUAAAAAGAAAUUAAAUGUUGAAAUAUUUGCUGACUCCCUUGUCUUGUUUUAAAAAGAAGGAUAAAAACUAAGGCUUUUCUCCUCCCCUUUUGCAGCUUGUUUCAUGAAUUUCUGUGACCACUAGUCUUCUUCCUGAAUAUUGCAAAUACACAAACCACAGUUUUAUUCCACUGGGUUUUUCCUCUUUCCUUAAUUAGUUUUGGACCAGAAAGUGUCCUGUGUGUUCUUUCCUCACAUGAAACAUUAAAUUCUGUAACAAGGGUUUGAAAUAAUGGGACACAAUACAGAAAAUAGAACUUUGGUACAUGGUUUGUUUUUAAUGAAUUUUGCAGAUGAAGAGAUGAAUGUAACGUAAAAAUUUUUUAAAAAUCCCUAUUUUUGUGUGUAAAUGCACUGUAACUCAAAAUUAAUGUAAACAUGCCACUUUAAUCGUGAUUAUAGUCAAAGACGCAGCGUGGCUACCUAGGAGCAUUAAGCAUGAAGAAUUUGCGUUCUGCUUGGGAGACGGUAAAAACUUGGAUCCCAAUAGUGUCCUUACUGGAGCUUAAUGACAGUCUUCCGUCAUUUAAAGCAUUGCUUAUUUGCUUGAAUCUGUCUCCAGGAAAAACUUAAAGGUGAAAUGUACUGCUUGAAAACAAUGUAGCAUUAUCUCUAGCUAUAAUAAUAAUAAAUCUUAACAUUGACUAGCA